Molecule: messenger RNA, 1134 nt
Organism: Beauveria bassiana ARSEF 2860
Lineage: Eukaryota; Fungi; Ascomycota; Sordariomycetes; Hypocreales; Cordycipitaceae
Product: fic/DOC family protein
Exons: 1
Coding region: 1-1134 (377 amino acids)
Source: RefSeq, a predicted model, not a curated record
AUGGCCUUCCCGCGCAAACCCGUGGGAGCGCUUUUUGGCGUUGAUAUCGAUUCUAAUAAACUGCAUAACAUCGAAAGCGAAACACCUCCUAGUCCUGCCAAAAGAGCAAAAAUGUUUGCUCAAUUUCGAGACUCCGUCAAGUCAAAGUGGCAUGCGAUGGAUAAUGUUUCCAUGACUGUGCGUGCCGACGAUAUUUACAGAAUAUACUCGACCGGCCAAGAUCCUGCGACCCUGUUCAAGAAGGCAAUCUCUUACAUGGACAGCGUCAGAGCAAUCUCGCGAGAGCAAGAAACCUCAGUUGACGAAGAGGUUGAGAAUAUGAUGAUGCACGCCAUCUUUGGAAGCAACAGAAUCGAAAAUGCCGGCCUCGAUCUCGACAUCACUAUACACCUCUGCCGCAAGAUCUUGCGCGGCGAAGACGUGGGAGAAAUCACCGAGCGAACGCCAGAAUAUCUCGACAAGCUGGCAGAGCUUUAUCGGAUGGAUUCGAACCUGAAGCAGCAAUCUCUGCAGCAUGUGCUCAGAGGCCGUCAGGAAAUUGUUCAACACGUCAAGGCCUUUCAACACCUCAUUCACCACUUCGCCGUCGACAAAGAGGACAUGACCGAAGAGCUCAUCAAAAAAACGCACGCAAUCCUUUGUAAAGGUGUCCCGGUUAUUCACAGACAAGGCCCAGAGACACCUUCUCAAGAUUACGCCGGCAAGUAUCGCAAGGUGGUUGUCGGCGCCGGCAACUCCAACUUUGUCGUUCCUCAGCACGUCCCGUCGCAAAUGGCUAAACUUUGCGCCGAUCUAAAGCAAGAAAUUAUUAAAGCCGAGGCAGACAAGUCGAUCGACCCAUUUUCUCUUGCUUCAAAGUACUCGCUGGAGUUUGUGCAGAUCCAUCCAUUCCUGGACGGUAACGGCCGCAUGUGCAGAAUGAUUCUCAACGUUAUUCUUUUCCGGUUCACGGGUAUCUUUGUCGCCAUUGGAGAGCGCGAGGCCGACAGGGAGGAGUACAUGAGCAUCAAGAAGAGAUCGUCGGAAACAAUGGAAGGGCAUGGAGAGUAUGCUACCUUUGUGCUGGACAAGGGGAUGAGAAACUUCAGAAAGCUUAAGCAAAAGCUGCAUGGAAAACGCGCUCAAAACUGCUGA